Messenger RNA from Menidia menidia (Atlantic silverside), 1783 nucleotides. NCBI's taxonomy places the organism in Eukaryota, Metazoa, Chordata, Actinopteri, Atheriniformes, Atherinopsidae. The record is from the annotation of a GenBank genome assembly.
UCCCUCCCACCCCAAUCACGCCUCGUCCCUUUACUUGCCAGUAGUGAUUAUUUAACCCAGUUUUUUUUUUUUUUUUACCUCGCCUCUGGUUUUUCUCCUCUGCGCGCUUGGUCUCUUCUUCCGCAUCGGCAGCCGUCUUUGGACACUUCGCUCCCCACGAUUUGAGAAUUGUUUUUAUUUUUAAAGGCUCUUUUUGUCAUAAAGAAAGGAAUGCAAACGGUUUUCCAGAAGGACAAGCCGAUCUGAACGCCGCCUCCAGCUCCUCGGUGAGGUCUGACGCGCCUGUAGCUGUCCAUGGUGCUAAAAAACCAUUCCGCACGAGACUUCCCGCACGCGCUGCUUCUACCUCCGCAACGUUUUCCAGAGAAAUUAGAUAAUUUCGAAGGGGUCUAUCCCGCUGGUGAGAAACAAGUUGAUCUUUGUUGAGGUUUUUCUGAAGUGGGAGCGGACGGAGUUCGAACCUGCUCGAAACCAGAAAUAAUCGAUUGUGACUCCAUCGGCGGUAUCGAUUGCGUCUUUUUCAGACUUGCCCCGAAAAGAACAUCGGAUGAAUGGACGUUUGUUUUGUUUUUUUAUUAGCUGAGUUUAGCCUGGAGAUAUUCCGUCCACGGGAACUGGAAGCAGCGGGUGGGGAAUCUUAAAAAUUCUCGCGUCCCCACUAAGAUUUUUUCGAAAAAAGGGGGGUCGUUUCACCUCUUCGGGAUCAACUUCGCCAAACAGAAACAUACCCCCCCUAUUCCUACUGCAAGAAUCCAACGUGUCUCCGUACCAAAUGGUCAUCUGAGGAGGCCGUCGAAAAGCAAUGGAGGCGUCCGCCAACGGCUCCAGUUUUGGCAUCGACUCGCUGCUGUCCCACAGGCCCGGAAGUCCUGUUUCCAAAGGGGGCAGCCUGGCGGGGGAGUGCCGCUCGCCUCUGGAGUUCAGCCCCAGAUCGGACGCGGAGAGCGGGUGCUCGUCGCCCCCGUCGCCGAGACGGGAGUGCGUGGACGAGGUGGCCCCCAGGCCGGGUCACGGCGUGGCCCUGCAGCCGCACCACCUCCAGCACGCGCAGAUAUCCGCCGGCUCGCAGCAGAGGACCGUGACUUCGUCGUUCCUCAUCAGAGACAUCCUCGCGGACUGUAAGCCCCUGGCCGCCUGCGCGCCCUACUCCAGCAAUGGUCAGCCGACCCAGGAGGCCGGCAGGCUGGCCUCCAAGAUAGCCGACGACUUCAUGGAAAAGAUCCACAGCAACUCGUCGUCGGACAGCGAAUACAAAGUGAAAGAGGAAGGCGACAGGGAGAUCUCCAGCAGCAGGGACAGCCCCCAGGUCCGGCUGAAGAAGCCCAGGAAGGCCCGCACGGCCUUCACGGACCACCAGCUGGCGCAGCUGGAGCGCAGCUUCGAGCGGCAGAAGUACCUGAGCGUCCAGGACCGCAUGGAGCUGGCGGCCUCCCUCAACCUCACCGACACGCAGGUCAAGACCUGGUACCAGAACCGGAGGACAAAGUGGAAGAGGCAGACGGCGGUCGGGCUGGAGCUCCUGGCCGAAGCCGGGAACUACUCGGCCCUCCAGAGGAUGUUCCCCUCCCCGUACUUCUACCCGCAGAGCCUGGUGUCCAACCUGGACCCCGGGGCGGCCCUCUACCUGUACAGGGGGCCCUCGGCGCCCCCGCCGGCCCUCCAGAGACCCCUGGUCCCGCGGAUCCUGCUGCACGGCCUGCAGGGGGGCAGCGAGCCCCCGCCCCCCCCGCCCCCACUGCCCCCCAUGUCCGGCGUGCUCCCGCGGCCAGCUCAGCAGCGGUGA